Molecule: messenger RNA, 1024 nt
Organism: Mercenaria mercenaria
Lineage: Eukaryota; Metazoa; Mollusca; Bivalvia; Venerida; Veneridae
Exons: 3
Coding region: 22-642 (206 amino acids)
Source: RefSeq, a predicted model, not a curated record
UUGAUAGAUAAAGACAGCAAGAUGACAAGUUACAAAGCUAUUCUUGUCUGUUUUCUAUGUGUAUAUUUGCAUACUAGCUUUGUGUGUGGAUCUAAGAAGAAAGGUGUUGCUGCGUGGGGUUCUGGGUUACUCUGCAAUGACUUCCUAUCUCUCAAUAAUUUUAACAUUUCUUGGUGGUAUGACUAUAAGAACGAUCUCUCCACCUACCAUAAUGCCGUGACAAACGUGUGUCCAUCAUCCACCCACCACCUUCCUCAAUUUGUGCUGCUGAUCUGGAAAUCGAAAUGGAAUGGCGCUAUACACAUGAACGUUUCCAGCAACGCCCCAUUUAUUUUAGUUCUGAACGAGCCUGACCAGGCAGAUCAGACUAAUAUGACUCCACAAGCUAUUGCUGAACUUUGGCCAGAAAUUGAAAAACACUCUCAUGGGAAACCAAUAGUAAGUCCUGCCGCUGCGCAUCAUAAUUUCCAAUGGUACGAUGAAUUCUUCCGGAUUUGCAAUGGCUGCCGAAUAGAUUAUAUCGCUGCGCAUGCAUAUAGCUGUAAUGCCAAUCAUAUCAUGUCGUAUUUGGAAAAAGCUGUACCACAGAUACAACAAGCUUAUCUGGUUGACGGAGUUUGCGUGUCCACGAUCCACAGAUGAACAUCAGCAAUUACAUUUGAUGAAAACACUGCUACCAAAGCUAGAGGCUGCGAAUUACGUAUUUAGAUAUUCAUGGUUUAUGGCUAGAGUAAAGCGAAUAUUCGGUAGUGGAUUCAUAAAUCCGGCUGCUAGUCUUCUUCAUAAUGACUCAUCCACACUGACGACAAUCGGACACUUCUACAAUAACUUCCACGGCAAUGGACAUUCUCCGCAAGUUGUGGGAUAAUUAUAUUAAAGAUAAAGAUAAAGACGGUUGAAAACAUUUUUGUUCUUCAUACUUCUUUAGCAGAAACGGAAAGACAAAUAGUUUGAAAUUAUUGACGUCUUCGACAUAGAAUAAAUUAUUACCUUUUUCCAGAUAUAAAGAGUGAUUUCAGGUAAA